Messenger RNA from Salvia splendens (bonfire salvia), 1119 nucleotides. Its product is annotated as octanoyltransferase LIP2p, chloroplastic-like. Gene Ontology annotation, molecular function: lipoyl(octanoyl) transferase activity. Gene Ontology annotation, biological process: protein lipoylation. Lineage: Eukaryota; Viridiplantae; Streptophyta; Magnoliopsida; Lamiales; Lamiaceae. The transcript is spliced from 4 exons. Bases 64 to 924 code for a protein of 286 amino acids. The record is from RefSeq and is a predicted model, not a curated record.
UCCACUUCUCUGUUUUCACUCUUCUAUGAGGUCUGUCUCCACUUCUCAGCUUCAUCCUACCAAAUGAUUCUCCCACUCAAUCCAAAUUUGAGCUCCAUCCCACACCUCUCAACACAAACUCCAUCAAAAUUCACUUGUAUUCAUCAUCGCUGUUGCGCUACUCCAUCUCUUUCACUAACCCCUAGCCACAGCAGAAGGUGUGAUUUUUACGACUUGCACAACGAGCUGGUGCCCUACGCCGAGGCGUGGCGAUGGCAGAAAUCCAUCGUUGAAGAGAAGAAAGCGUUGAGUGAAAAGGACGAAGACUUAGCUGAAUCAUUGAUUAUUUUGCAGCACCAGCCUGUUUACACGUUGGGCGCCGGCAGUUCAGAUGAAUUUUUGAAAUUCGAUCUCAACGAUGCGCCUUUUGAUUUGUAUCAAACCGAACGCGGCGGUGAAGUUACUUAUCACGGCCCUGGUCAGCUAGUCAUGUACCCUAUUAUGAAUCUACGGCAUCACAAGAUGGAUCUUCAUUGGUACCUGAGGGCACUUGAAGAGGUGGUUAUCCGUGCUAUCUCCUCUGCAUUUGAUAUUGAAGCAUCACGCGUUGCAGGCUUAACUGGUGUUUGGGUUGGUAAUGAGAAAUUAGCAGCCAUCGGUAUAAAGAUAUCGAGAUGGAUAACAUAUCACGGUUUAGCACUUAAUGUGACGACAGACCUAAUGCCCUUUCAACGCAUAGUCCCGUGUGGGAUUAACGAUCGUCAAGUUGGAAGCAUAAAAGGUAUACUCCAGUCUCAAGGCAACAAAGAAGAAGACGAUGAUGAUGAUAGUGAAUUGAUCGAUAUUUCAUGUAAAUCACUGGUCACGCACUUUUGUGAAGUAUUCCAGGUAGAUCUCUGCGAAAGCUACACAAAAAUGGGGUUGGACAAAUCUAAGCUCUGUUAAUAAGAGUAGUUAGCUUGCAUGGUAAUCUAAGUCUCGCUCUACGUUUCCCCUCUAAUCAAUAGAUUGGUGGGACGGGAGUUACCUAGAGGUAUUAGUGUAUGUGUGUGUAGCUCUCUCUCUCAACCUGUAAACAAGAAUACAUCAUUUGAGAUUGUUUAACAAUUGAGACUUAGUCUAGAAAGGGCAUUUCGAUCA